AUGUGUGAUAUUUGGAUAGGAGAACAAUCUCUUGCCAUACAAUUCCCAGCAGCUUAUAAUGCUUCAGCUUCGAAGAUGAACACUGUUAACCAAAUGUACUCGAACAGCACUAAUAGUUGGGUUCUUGGUAUUACGAGAAGAGUACAAGACCAUGUAAUAAGAGACAUUGCCACUUUGCUUCAUCUUCUCGAAUCGAAUGGAGCGAUUCCUACCACUUCACCUGAUGCCAGAGUCUGGAAAGAUGGUCAAAAAACAGGUGAGUUCACUGUCAAAAAGUGUUACAAUUGGUUGCUGAAAGAAAAUAACAUCGAGGACACUCAGCUUGCUCACGUUCGCCCAAAACUACUAUGGUCGAAACUAUGGCCAUCUAAAGUAAGCUUUUUCUUGUGGAGUGCAACCAAGAAUAAGAUUCUCACUCAAGAUCAGUUGUGUAGAAGACGGUGGAAGAAAACAUGGGUCAAUCAUUGUUAUAUGUGCAUAAGUGAUGCAGAAACCCCCGUACAUCUGAUUCUUCAUUGCAGUGUAGCUAGCCACAUCUGGAACUUCUUCCGUGCAGAAUUCAAGCUCAUUUGGACCACUCCUCCUACGAUAGAUGUUGCGAUAAGCUCAUGGCCAUGCCCUUCAAGUAAGUCAAGAAAAAAUCUAGUGAUUAAAGCUUUACCUGCUGCCAUUCUUUGGUUCUUGUGGAAGGAACGGAACCGCAGAGCUUUGAACAACAAGACGCUCAUAAUUGCAAAGAUUAUACAGAAGAUCAAACAUACUAUUGCUUACUGGCUAAACCUCCAACCGGAAUUCCAGAACUCCUCACUUAAAGAAUUCACGAUCAACAGGGAGAGAGUGGUUUUCGAACCACCCUGA
Molecule: messenger RNA, 858 nt
Organism: Papaver somniferum (opium poppy)
Lineage: Eukaryota; Viridiplantae; Streptophyta; Magnoliopsida; Ranunculales; Papaveraceae
Exons: 1
Coding region: 1-858 (285 amino acids)
Source: RefSeq, a predicted model, not a curated record